Molecule: messenger RNA, 3010 nt
Organism: Closterium sp. NIES-67
Lineage: Eukaryota; Viridiplantae; Streptophyta; Zygnematophyceae; Desmidiales; Closteriaceae
Source: the annotation of a GenBank genome assembly
UAGGGAUUCAUAUUACGCUCUAAUUAGCUUCGCAUAGUAGGUCCGCCGGAGCACUCUGCCUCUGAACGAGGCAGAGACCUUCGUACCCAUCGCCCCACUCGCAGUCGUCACUCGUAUUGCCUCCUUUCUAACAUUUUCUGCGCCUUCUCGCUUCGCGCCUGGUCCGUGGUGUGUCAGAGCAACACCUCCCCGCCCAUUCCCAUUCCCCGGACCUUAUAUUGCCCGUCAUGGUUGCGAUUGUCGCCGCGCGAGCCACCCAGCAGGGCCUCUUCCAGGCGAUCGGCCUCACCUCGUUUCUAUCACAUUCGUGCCUAAAGCGAGGGCGACCGUGCGCGCUCCUCUCCCGCCUCCACUCCGCCUCCCCCGCGCUCCCCUCCCCGUCACUCCUCCGCGCCUCCCCGCUCACAAUCCCCCUCAACUGCCUCCGCUCCCCCGUACAACCCGCGCCGCCCCAGAAUUCCGCGGAUCGCCAAUGCAACCCGUCCAAGUCGACUCUCCUAACCUCCCCGCCGCCCGUUUUCCUCCAGAGCCAGCAGCAGCAGGCGCCACGUGGCAUCGCGGCUCGUGCCGCCUCUAAGAACUCCCGAAUCGUCAAGGAUGGGUCCAAGAAAAAGGGCGGCGGGAAAAUCGGUCUAGGAGCGACUGGCGCCAAGGAAACGAAGCAGCAGCGAAGGGGGGGGAGCGGACGCGGCGGCUCGGCUUUCGGAAAUAGCGAGCUCACCGGAAACGGGGGUUUACUCGAGGCCGAACCUGCCGAUUUGGUAGAUCUGGGUUUAUCCAAGGACGUGGACGCGGCGUGGCUUCUUAGCGGGUCGCGUGACAAUAUCGAGGAUGACGUGCCGGAUUCCCCGUUUUUAGACGCGGUCGUUAAGGUGUAUUGCACGCACACGCAGCCGAAUUUUUCGCUGCCCUGGCAGAAGCGGCGGCAGUUUUCGUCGACGGGCAGCGGGUUCAUGAUUCCGGGCAGGCGAAUUCUGACGAACGCGCACUGCGUGGAGCACCACACGCAGGUGAAGCUCAAGCGACGCGGCGACGACACCAAGUUCGUCGCACGCGUGCUGGCGAUCGGCGUGGAGUGCGACAUUGCGCUCCUGGCGGUGGACGACGAGUCGUUCUGGCAGGGGCGGCAGCCGCUGAGGUUUGGCGGCCUCCCCCACUUGGAAGACGCAGUGACAGUAGUGGGCUACCCUGUGGGCGGCGACAGCAUCUCAGUCACCUCCGGCGUCGUCUCGCGCAUAGAAGUCACCGCCUACGCACACGGCGCGUCCGAGCUGCUAGGCGUGCAGAUCGACGCCGCGAUCAACCCCGGCAACAGCGGCGGCCCGGCUUUCAAUGACCGCGGGGAAUGCGUGGGAAUUGCUUUCCAGUCUUUAAAGGAUAGUGACACGGAGAACAUCGGGUAUAUCAUCCCCACGCCGGUUAUCUCGCACUUUCUCGGGGAUUACCGGCGGAACGGGCAGUAUACCGGUUUCCCCGCGAUCGGCAUUCUCUGGCAGAGGCUCGAGAACCCCGCGCUCCGGGCAGCGCUGAAAAUGUCGCCCGGGCAGAAAGGCGUUCUCGUGCGGAAGGUCGAUCCGACGUCCCGCGCUCACGGGGUGCUGCAGCAAGGCGACGUAAUCAUGUCUUUUGACAAUGUCCCUGUCGCCAGCGACGGCACCGUCCCGUUCCGAACCGGCGAGCGGAUCUCCUACGGGUUCCUGGUCAGCCAAAAGUUUUCCGGCGAGGUUGCCCGGCUGGAGAUUCUCCGCGACGGGCAGCUGAUGAAGGUGCAGGUGGAGCUGAAGCCGCCGAAGCGGCUUAUUCCGGUGCACACGGGGGGCCGGCCCCCGACGUUUCUGAUCGUGGCUGGGCUGGUGUUCACCCCCGCGGUGCAGCCGUUCUUGCAGUCGGAGUAUGGCAGCGAGUUCGAGUUUGAGUCGCCGGUGUCACUGCUGCAAAAGCUGCUGCACGGGCAUGCGGAGCACGAGGACGAGGAAGUUGUUGUGCUCAGCCAGGUUCUAGCACAUGAAGCCAACAUAGGCUACGAGGACAUCACUAACACGUGCCUGGUCAGCCUCAACGGCAUGCGCGUGCGCAACGUGCGGCACCUGGCCUCCCUCGUGGACGCCUGCACACACGACAGCAGCCGGGAGCCCUUCAUGCGCUUCGAGCUGGAGCACCGCCAGCUGGUGGUGCUGGAGACACAGACGGUGAAAGCAGCCACGGCGGACGCCAUGGCUGAUCACAGCAUCCCCUCUGAUCGAUCGGAGGAUCUUCGUUCCACCCCGGUGCCAGGAGCAGCAGCAGCAGUGACAGCAACAACAGCAGGAGCAGGAGCAGAAGGAGCAGAAACAGCAGCAGUACCAGCAGCAGCAGCAGAAGCAGCAGAAUCGAGUGGGGGGAUGACGUCGGUGGCUGCUGAUGGUGCUGCUGACGCCGGGGUUACGGCAGCUGCUGCUGCUGCUGCUGCUGCUGGUGGCGAUCCUGGGGACGAGAUGACGCCGGCAGCAGCACGGGUGAAAGGGAGAGGCAAGAAACAGGAGAAGCAGAGGAAAGGCAGGAAGUGAAGAGCAAGUGUUGGAUCUUGGGUGCUGCAGGCGAAUCACAGCUAUGGUUGGGGAAAUAAGGGAAGGGGAGCAGGUUAAAUGCACUGUGGGCUUCAUGCAUGCAGGGAGUUGAGAGUUUUUAUGACAUGCAUGGGAGUUUGACAGGUUAAAAAAUUGGGUGUAGUUUCUUCCAAUCAAGCGUUAGCUAUUGCCGAUUUGCAAGGUUCUAUGGUAUCACGUGCUACCCACAGCCCGUGGUAUCAAAACUUGCCCUUGGAAAAUAAUACAUAGGAUUUCAUGUACGGCAUUCGACGUAGGUAUUAUUUGGUAUCACAGACUCAAGGUCGGUACCUCACAACUAUCCGAAAACUCUGUAAGUGGGUUGGGAAACAGUACUUUCAUCUUCAUAGAGAGAUUCAGAUACUAGUACCGCUAGUGUGCAGUCCCAAGUCAUGUGGCGAUUUCUGUAAAUUGAGUUACCCGAU